UGCAUCCUCCUCUUUGAUUUUUGAUAGUAAACAAAGAAGUCAAACAGAAAGUCUUCAUGAACACUUUAAGUUUUGAUAGUGAAGAGUUUUAUUAAAAAGAAGGUUUGAAAAAUUUUUGGUUUCAACAUAGACUUGAUGAGUCUAUUGGUUUAAUAGGAUGUAAUUUUCGUAUAAUAAUUUGUUUUUUUAAAGAAUGUUUCCUUCAAUAAUAGCGGUGCACUGUGGGGCUGGGGUUCAUUGCUCAGAUUACCGUUCAGAAUACAACAAAUUGUGUAAACAAGCUUGUCUGAGAGGUCUAGAAUCAUUGAAAAACGGUGGAUCAGCUUUGGAAGCAGUAAGGGAUUCUAUAAUCACCCUAGAAAAUCAUCCAAGAACAAACUGCGGUUAUGGGUCAAAUUUAACUAUAGAUGGUGAAGUAGAAAAUGAUGCAUCAAUAAUGAACGGAGAGACUUUAUUAUAUGGAGGUUGUGGUGCUGUCAAAAGACUUAAGAAUCCUAUACAGUUAGCAUAUGAUCUCUGUACAAAGCAAACACAAGAAAAUGUACUAGGACUCAUUCCCCCUUCUCUAUUAGUAGGAAGUGGAGCUUUGAAUUAUGCCAAGAGUAUUGGAUUGAAAACUGUUAGUAAUAAAACUAUGAUCAGUGUAAGUUCUGCAAAAAGACACAAGAAGUAUUUGGAAGUGUAUCAGGAGGCAACUAGAGAUAAAGAACAAAAUCUGCUAUUGGAUACUGUAGGAGCUGUUUGCAUGGAUGCCAAUGGUAAUUUUGCUGCUGCUAGUAGCUCUGGUGGAAUUUUACUAAAGAAAUCUGGUAGAGUUGGUCAGGGUGCCCUUUAUGCUAGUGGAACUUGGGCAGAUAGUAGUUGUAAAGAUAAUGAGCCAUCCAUUGCAGUUUGCACAAGUGGUUGUGGUGAACAUCUUGUUAGAACUCAACUAGCGAAAGAAAUUGCUAAUGACUUAACAGAAGUUGAAUGUCCCACAACUGGUUUAUAUAAAUGUCUAACAGAUAAAUUUAUCAAUUCAAAGUUUCUGAAGAAUGUAGAUAACAAAUUGUGUGGUGUUCUUGUUCUGAGUAAAAAGAAUGAUGAAGUUUCAUUCAUGUGGGGCCAUAGUACAGAAACCAUGAGUGUUGGUUAUAUGAGAAGUGAUGAUAAAAGGCCAUCAGCAUUUAUUUCAGAAUUACCUGUAAGAUCUAAAGUUGGCCAAAUUGUGAAUAUAGGUGGAUAUCAUUAUUCAGUUUGACUUAUUUGAUAAUGAGGCAUAAUGUUCAAUUGAACCAGUUAGAGAAUAAGUGGUUCAAUUGAACUGGUUACAAUAUUUAUUAUUCAUACUGAAUAUAAAUAUAUUUUUUGUGUUGUUAUUAUAGCAAGAUAUGCCAUUUAUUUUUUGUGAAUUAUAGAAUUGAAUAUUCAAUAAAGUCUAAAUGAAUAGUAAUAUCCAAAAGUA
This is a messenger RNA of Coccinella septempunctata (seven-spotted ladybird), 1444 nucleotides long. RefSeq names its product threonine aspartase 1. Gene Ontology annotation, molecular function: threonine-type endopeptidase activity. The transcript has a single exon. Gene Ontology annotation, biological process: protein maturation. Bases 194 to 1240 code for a protein of 348 amino acids. The record is from RefSeq and is a predicted model, not a curated record. NCBI's taxonomy places the organism in Eukaryota, Metazoa, Arthropoda, Insecta, Coleoptera, Coccinellidae.